UAAAAGGAAAUCUUGAUUUCUGAGGUGUUGAAAACCAAGCAGAACGCAAGGAGCUAUGCGAGGCACUAUAUGGAUUGUCUUUUUUGACAGCGCCGUCAGGAGUUGCAUUUCAGAUAGGGGGUAUCGGACAGCAAGCGCACGCAGAGUUGCUUAUGCUUGAGCGCCGGUUCGGGUGGACAGAGGAGCGCACAUUGUGAUUUGAGAUCUGUGGUGGUCAUGGGAGCCGCAGAUCUGAAGAAGAAGGGGAAGGGGAAACCCGAGGUCAACCCCCUCGACGUCUUCGCCACCAAGGUGCGCACGCACAAGGCCCUCGAGUCGCGAUGGGCCGUACUCCAGGGGAAGGAAGCGCGGGUUGAGUACUUCCGGGGCAAAGACUUUGCCGAGUUUCUGAAGAGCCAGAGCGAGCUUCUGACCUUUGCUCUUGAGAAUGCUGGGGUGAGGUGGAUGCCUGCCCCGGGGGGCAUGAGCGACGUCGAGAAGAUUGGCCAGGCGUUGAUCAGGGCCAAGCUGUUGAUACGGUGCGACCGGCUGAACAAGACAAUCCGCCCCGGGAAGAAGAAGCUGUCCAAGUUUCCGGCGAGGCUCGUGGAGUACCAGCCUGCCGUCUUCUCGGAGGAGGACGGCUUCUACGCCUGGACCUUUGAGCGCAAGAUGUCUGCGUUGCAGUGGGCGCUCUCAGCGAUCGUCCCCAUCUUCACCCUCAGCGCGUGCCUCUUCCCCGUCUUCCCGCGCAUCGUCAAAGUCGGCGUGCUCUACUUCUGCAUCUUCUUGCUCAGCUUCAUCUUCGGGCUGCUUCUAGUACGCGCGGUCAUCUUCUCCCUCUCCUGGAUGCUCCUGGGCAAGCGGUACUGGUUCCUGCCCAACAUCUUCUCCGACGACGUCGCCACCAUCAAGGAGCUCUUCCGCGUCCUCCCGACCAAGGACGACGAGGACCCGCCCAAAUGGACGUCGCGCAUCCUGGCGGCAUUCUUGGCGGCGGGCUUCGUGUGGAUUCUGGCGCGGCACGGGCCCGGGGAGGACCAGCGGAAACGGAUGAGCGGAAAGGUGACGAACACCCUGCACGAGUGGUUGGAGUGGAACCCGGCGCAGAUCAGUGGCAACGUCACGGCAGCGGCGAAUGUGACGAGUCCGAACGUGACAGAAGAUGCGAACUUGACGGAAGGAAUAGUGGAUGAGAAGGUGGGGCCGGGGAACGAUUCAGGUGGUGAGGAAGGUCUGACGAGUAAGGAGGAGGUAAUUGAGGACAUCAAGGGAGGGCCAAGGCAAGACGAGAAGGACCCUGAGAUAGAUCAACAAAGACACGAGCUUUAGGCUCUCCGCGUCUUGUAUCACAAAGAUCUGGCUAAAAAGAGUGCCAGCCUUCAAUAAGCCCGCCCUGAACAGUCCUGUUGACGAAAUGAGUUUCAUUUUUGAGCUUUAGAUGUACGGUCAACGCGUUGGGCUGUCGCUUGACCUCCUCACCUGUUGCUUCAACAAUGUUAUAAUGCGUGGGCGCCUCGUGUUGGGCGCCCGUUGCACCACUGAGGCCUGC
Klebsormidium nitens is the source of this 1531-nucleotide messenger RNA. The record is from the annotation of a GenBank genome assembly. NCBI's taxonomy places the organism in Eukaryota, Viridiplantae, Streptophyta, Klebsormidiophyceae, Klebsormidiales, Klebsormidiaceae.